AUGGAGUGGUCAACGCUGCCUCCCAAGUCGCUUUCACCGGAUUCGGCAAAUAUUCUGGGCUCUAUUGCCAUGCAACCAUCUUCGACAACGUCGUCCGUUGUUGAUUCGGCAUCUAUAACCAAUAAUUCAAUUUCGGCGACAAGUAUUUCCACAACUCCAGAACGAACUUCCGCCGCUGCAGAGGAAGACUCUGAAAAGGAAAAGAAUGAGGGCGUGAAAUUAGUAGAAGAGGAAAUAGAAGAUGUCACGGGAAAAGAGAAUAGGUACGAAACAGUUGAAGAGGGAGAAGGAGCCCAAAAGGGAGAGGGAAUGGAAAAUCUGAGCGAAAAUGAAGAUGAGAAGGACCAAACGCGCAACACGCGUAAAUUACGAGAUCGCGCCCGACAGUCUCCGACAACCCCUUCCAACACAAAAACCACAAAGAAGGUUAAGGAGAUCAAAACUAUAACAAGACAGCUUAGAUCAACGGCGAAAAAACCCUCUUCAGCUUCAGCCAAAAAAUUCGCAGACAAAACGCGUCGCCAGAGCAAGCGCCUAAGCAUAAUUGCUACUAGUAAGCUUUUGGAGACAACGACACCUUCAGCCCCGCGCGGCAAAAGGUCUCACGAUGUUAUGGCCGCUGGAUCGAAGAGCGCCAACGCGAAGCUUCAAGGAAAUGGCUCUCAUUAUGCUGCUGAUGGAUCUCUAUUGAGAGCUAGCAAAAGGUCGAAAAAAAAUCUCUCGUACAACGAGGACACUGACGAUGAGAGCUCCAUUGCACGUGAAACAUCAGAAGAACUACCAGCGAAUUCGCAAGCGAAAAAGCCGCAGAAGAAGAAGAAGGUUUGGUUAAACCAGGGGCUUUAUUUAGGGCAGGGACAGGAUUUGGAUGUCCGAAAGCGGCCUGGAGGCAAAGCAAAGAAACGGGGCAAGUCUAGUGCGGAUCGACAAGCCGUACUACCAUUGCCUAUGUUCACGGGGUCGGUGAUCAUGGAUACCGUUCGGGACUUCAAACUGCCGUUCAACAUUUUUGCGCCGAGUCCCUGGAAAUGCGGGCCAAUUCACAAUUGGAAAAAGCUCAAUCAUAAUGUUUUGAUUGGAGAAGCUUCCCAGUUAUGGAAAAGAGAAAAAGCAUCUAUGGCGAUGUGCGUCUGUGAAGAAGAGAAAGGCUGUGAUGAAGAUUGCCUUAACCGCUGUACCUGGGUGGAAUGCGACGAAGGAAAUUGUAAUGUGCCCAAUAACUGUAGUAAUAGGGCCUUUGCGGACCUGAAAGAGCGAGUAAAACAGGGGACAAAAUUCGCCGAGGGUGUAGAGACCAGGAACUGUGGGCAUGGCCUCCGAGCUACGAGAAGCUUUGCGCCCAGGCAGAUUGUCGUUGAGUAUACUGGCGAGAUUAUCACGCAGGAAGAGAGUGAAAGGAGGAUGAUUGAGGAUUAUAAGGAUAACAAUAACUACUAUCUCAUGCUCUUCCAUCAGAAUAUGAUUCUGGAUGCUACUAGGGGAUCAGUGGCACGUUUCGUUAAUCAUUCUUGCAAUCCCAACUGCCGAAUGGAAAAGUGGCUCGUUGAUGGAAAACCUAGAAUGGCUCUGUUUGCUGGAGAUUAUGGAAUCGAAGCUGGAGAUGAGCUCACAUAUGACUAUAACUUCAAUUGGUUUACGGGUGUCAGUCAGCAAGCUUGCCACUGUGGAGCUGAAAACUGCCGCGGUGCUUUAGGGAAGCGGGCUGAUGGGCUCCAGAAAAAGCCCGAACCCCCAGCUAAGGGCAAGAAUGGAAAAGGCAAGAAAAAGGGAAUAAAUGGCAAGGGUGGAAUCGUUGCCGAAGUCAAAAAACCCACAAGAGGAAGGCCAAAGAAAGUUGUAGCCCAUGUUCAAAAGUCGGUUAUUAUCACCCCUAAGAGGAAGUACACCAAGCGGAAGGUUGUAGCAGCACCUGUGAUAUCGCCUUCCCCUGCACCGGAAGAUGAUGAUUCCCUGGAUUCCUCCUUAGAUUCCGACGACGACUCAGAUCACCCGACUGAGGCGUCACCUGCUACAUUAAAAAAAUCUUCGCUCUCAGAAGCUGCUCGGCGUCGGCGCAAUUACAACAAAGCUGGUAGGCCUCGUGUCACAAAGACCUAUAAAGUCAAUAAGACAAUACGUGGCGGGAAAGGCAAGAUUAUUCAUAAAUCAGUCACCAGCAAAAAAGCAGUUUCGGCGCUCAAGAAGAAAGCGUUUGAAACUGUACUUACCACAACAUCUACCACCACUACAGUUAAAACGAAAACUUCAGGUCCAUUAUCCUCAGCUUCUUCAGUCACCAGCGCUUCUACAGGAACAGUCAUGACUAGAGCUACGAGAAGGAGUCUGGGGGUUACAAGAGCUGUGGACGAUAAAGUGGCACAUCAGUUACUUGAACAAGCCAUCAAUACUGUUCUAUCCUCGGCCUCAGUUGGUGUCGAGGAAAUUCCCGAGGGAGUCAUUGGGACUGUUGCCCCGGCCUUGAGUGCCGUCCAGGUCGCAGGUUAA
Morchella sextelata is the source of this 2484-nucleotide messenger RNA. RefSeq lists its product as uncharacterized. Lineage: Eukaryota; Fungi; Ascomycota; Pezizomycetes; Pezizales; Morchellaceae. The record is from RefSeq and is a predicted model, not a curated record. The coding region runs from base 1 to 2484 and encodes 827 amino acids. Gene Ontology annotation, molecular function: protein binding; histone H3K36 methyltransferase activity. Gene Ontology annotation, biological process: regulation of DNA-templated transcription. Gene Ontology annotation, cellular component: chromatin; nucleus. The transcript has 6 exons.